Molecule: messenger RNA, 1869 nt
Organism: Panicum virgatum (switchgrass)
Lineage: Eukaryota; Viridiplantae; Streptophyta; Magnoliopsida; Poales; Poaceae
Product: 26S proteasome regulatory subunit 10B homolog A-like
Exons: 10
Coding region: 297-1493 (398 amino acids)
Biological process (GO): positive regulation of RNA polymerase II transcription preinitiation complex assembly
Cellular component (GO): cytosolic proteasome complex; proteasome regulatory particle, base subcomplex
Molecular function (GO): ATP hydrolysis activity; ATP binding; proteasome-activating activity
Source: RefSeq, a predicted model, not a curated record
GCCUCACGCUCACGGCCCGGCUCAGCGCGACUCGGGUUCGCCUCCACUUUUCUCUUGGGGCCCUUCUUCUUGCGAGAGAAGAAUGCCAAGCACCGCGGCCGCCGACGAGGGUAGGUCGCCGGCGAGAAAUUUGCAAAAAUGGGACUGUAAAUAUUGGUCUCUGUAGUUUUGUCAUUGGCCCCACAUUUCAUAGGUAUAGAUGAUCUCACUGUGUCAUUCACUGGGAGUGGCAAAUUCACGAGUGGUCAGUGUUUCCAUAUUGCAAUUUUUUCGUCGCCGGAGGGGGUGGGACGAGGAUGGCCGAGGGUGGGGAGGACGUGCGCCGCCGCGCCGCAGUCGCCGAGUACCGCAAGAAGCUCCUCAGCUGCCGGGAGCUCGAGGCGCGGGCCAAAACAGGGAGGGAGAACCAAAAAAAUGCAAAGAAAAACUUGGGAAAAACUGAAGAGGAUCUCAAAGCAUUGCAAAGUGUGGGCCAAAUUAUUGGUGAGGUGCUUAGACCUUUGGACAAGGAACGGUUUAUCGUGAAGGCCAGCAGUGGACCACGCUAUGUUGUUGCUUGCCGAAGUAAAGUUGACAAAGAAAAGUUGAUUGCUGGUACAAGAGUUGUUCUUGACAUGACAACGCUUACUAUCAUGCGCACUUUGCCACGUGAGGUUGACCCUGUGGUUUACAACAUGCUACAUGAAGAUCCUGGCAAUAUUAGUUACUCAGCUGUAGGUGGCUUGUCAGAUCAAAUAAGGGAACUCAGAGAAUCCACUGAGUUACCGCUUAUGAAUCCGGAACUGUUUCUCCAUGUAGGGAUUAAGCCGCCAAAGGGUGUGCUACUCUAUGGUCCACCUGGAACUGGGAAGACGCUCCUAGCUAGAGCCAUUGCUAGCAACAUCGAUGCUAACUUUUUGAAGAUAGUUUCAAGUGCUAUCAUUGACAAGUAUAUUGGUGAAAGUGCACGCUUGAUUCGUGAAAUGUUUAACUAUGCACGUGAGCAUCAGCCAUGCAUCAUUUUCAUGGAUGAAAUCGAUGCCAUUGGUGGCCGAAGAUUUAGUGAGGGCACAAGUGCUGAUCGUGAGAUUCAAAGGACAUUGAUGGAGCUUUUAAAUCAGCUAGAUGGAUUCGAUGAGCUUGGGAAGGUGAAAAUGAUCAUGGCAACAAACAGACCUGACGUUUUGGAUCCUGCGCUCCUUCGGCCUGGGCGAUUGGACAGGAAGAUCGAGAUCCCGCUCCCGAAUGAGCAGGGGAGGAUGGAGGUCCUCAAGAUUCACGCAGCUGGCAUCGCCAAGCAUGGCGAAAUCGACUACGAAGCUGUUGUGAAACUGGCUGAGGGUUUCAACGGCGCUGAUCUGCGCAACGUCUGCACGGAAGCUGGCAUGGCUGCCAUUCGAGCAGAGCGCGACUAUGUUAUUCAGGAGGACUUCAUGAAGGCGGUGCGCAAGCUGAACGAGGCCAAGAAGCUCGAGUCCAGAGCGCACUACAGCGCUGACUUCGGCAAGGAGUGAAGGGGGACGAACUGAUCCAGAGACCUUCGGAUUGUAGUGGAAACCCUGUUAGUCCAUCUCGGGCGGUAGAGCUCUCAUCCUGACGCUAUUGGAGGCGAGCAAACAAGUUACUCUUCGUUUAUUUAUUAGUUCCAUCAGAUAGAUUCCAGGAUUGAUGUAGGCCAUGUAGCUGCAAGCAGGUCGGUGUAGUGUAAACUUCGAAUUCACUCUGAAACUGAUCACGUUGAGGAUGAACCCCGACUAUGCAGCUCCAGCUGAAGUACCAUAUGACGAAUGUACCGUUGAAAACAAACACCUGCAAUGUGCAGGUUUUGUUGGGGAUUGCAUGGUUAAAGAGCACCAAGCAACAAAAGGUCACGAAGGACAUCAUUUCUAA